This is a messenger RNA of Neolamprologus brichardi, 3059 nucleotides long. NCBI's taxonomy places the organism in Eukaryota, Metazoa, Chordata, Actinopteri, Cichliformes, Cichlidae. The record is from RefSeq and is a predicted model, not a curated record.
CAGUGGGGGGGGGUUCAGGUGCUGGCUCUACUCUCAGUGUGGGACCAGGGUGGACAUCAGCACGUGGUAGAGGACCGAAGCACAUUUGAGGGGAUUUCAGAGCGUCUGAGGAGGCUCAGUGUUGUGCGCAGCUGGAAGGAGUCUCAGCUAAUUCAGAAGCAUGAGACUUCAGAGCAGGAAGCCUGAUGCAGGCACGUCCGUGAACUACAGCCCAGGAGUGGAAGAAAGGCCGCUGGAAUGGCCACGGGAGGAAGGUGUGGAUAAUCAAAGAAUCUACACAGUCCAGCAAGGAAUAACGGCUCAAUUUCAUUCAGCUGUUUCUGCCUCUACGAAUGUGGCUGAAGAGGGAAUCCGCAACUGGACGGAUGAUGAAGUAAAAGCGCUGCUGUGCGUCUGGGCCGACUGCAACAUUCGGGAACGUUUGAAAAGCACGCUGCGCAACAAAUCCAUAUUCCAAGAGAUGGCUCGGCAGGUGCAAAGAAAAUAUGGGGUGAUACGCGACUGGAAACAAUGCCGUACAAAAUACAAGAAUUUGAAAUAUGACUAUAAGAUUGCUAAAAGUGCACACGCUGCAGGAGGCAGCGGUGCAGGAAGCCUGGGGAAGUACAUGAAGUUUUUUGAUGAAGUGGAAGCUAUUUUACUGGACAAAGGACUGGAAAAUGGGAGCAUGGAGAUGCAUAAGAGACUGUAUGAUGGUGAACUGAAAGCAGGGAGGCAGGAAACUCCAGCAGGCCACACAGGGCAGAUAAUAAGCUCUGAGAGUGAGCUGGUCAUCGACAUGGAUGAUGCAAUAUCUGACAACUUUGAUGAGAGAAAUAACGUGGACGGCAAUUUGGCAAACAGGAGGAGAGCUGUGGAGGACAAAACCUGCACCUCUGAUUCUGACUUAACCAUCGAGGCAUCAAACACUUAUGAGUCAGAGCGGCAUAAAAUCAAGGAGCAUCGUUUGGAUCGAGAAUACAUGUUGAUGAGUGCUUCUGAGAGUGAGGUCGACAAAGAGAAUACUACUGCAUCAAACAGAAGACUGAAGAGGAAAGCUGUGGACGAAGACCCUGGACUGCACACAUCACUGAAAAAGCUGAACCCUCUUGGCCCUCUUGCUGCUGACAGACGGCACACCCAGUGUAAAGAAGAGCAGGACCACAUCGGCACAAUAAAGAUCAACUCAGUCUGUUCAGUGGCCUCCCCUGCUCCAUCGCCACAGGCCUGCUCAGGAUCCACGAGCGCCAUGGCCUCCACCCCAGAGUUGAAAAUCGGCCAGAAGCUCAAUGAGGGCAAGACUAAACAGAUAUUCGAGCUCGUGGACCACCCGGGACUGGUUCUACUCCAGUCUAAAGACCAGACCACAGCUGGGAACGCCGUGAGCAGAGAUCAGAUGGAGGGCAAAGCUGCCAUUGCCAACAAAACCGCGAGCUGCGUGUUCCAACUGCUGCAGGAGUCUGGCAUUAAGACGGCCUUUGUUAAGCAGCACUCGGACACGGCGUUCAUCGCAGCGCACUGCGAGAUGAUACCCGUUGAGUGGGUGUGUCGCAGAGUGGCGACUGGAUCUUUCCUCAGGAGGAAUCCAGGAGUCAAAGAGGGCUACCGCUUUUCUCCUCUAAAGAUGGAGAUGUUCUUUAAAGAUGAUGCCAACAAUGAUCCUCAGUGGUCAGAGGAGCAGCUGCUGGAGGCCAAACUGUGUCUGGCUGGGCUCACUAUUGGUCAGUGUGAGGUGGACAUAAUGAGUCGCAGCACCGUGGCCAUUUUUGAGAUAGUGGAGAAGGCUUGGGCCACUCAGAACUGCUCCCUGGUGGACAUGAAGAUUGAAUUUGGCGUCAGUGUGAAAAGUCGAGAGAUUGUGCUCGCUGACGUGAUUGACAACGAUUCAUGGAGGCUUUGGCCAGCUGGAGAUCGGAGCCAGCAAAAAGACAAACGGGUGUACAGAGAGCUGAAGGAAGUGACCCCAGAGGCAAUGCAGAUGGUGAAGAGGAGUUCUGAGUGGGUCUCUGAAAGGGUCAAGUUGCUGCUGGAGCCCCAGGCAAGCAGCAGGGUGGUGCUUUUAAUGGGCUCCACCUCAGACGUGGCUCAUUGUGAAAAGAUAAGAAAGGCGUGCGCCUCCUACGGGAUCCCCUGUGUCCUCAGAGUCACCUCGGCACACAAGGGUCCAGAUGAGACGCUGCGCAUUAAAGCUGAAUAUGAAGGUGAUGGCAUACCCACUGUGUUCGUGGCUGUGGCUGGGAGGAGUAACGGCCUCGGCCCAGUGAUGUCUGGUAACACGGCUUACCCUGUGAUCAGCUGCCCUCCUCUCACUCCAGACUGGGGACCACACGACGUCUGGUCAUCCCUCCGCAUGCCAAGUGGUCUUGGCUGCUCCACCGUGUUGUCUCCUGAAGCUUGUGCUCAGUUUGCAGCGCAGAUCUUGGGGUUGAGGGACCACCUGGUGUGGUGCAAACUGAGGGCAUCCAUGCUCAACACCUGGGUGUCUCUCAAGCUGGCUGACAAGAAGUUACAGGCCUGCAGCCUCUGAAGAGCCCAGCGUGCAUCACACCGAACAAAAGAGCUUUGGUCCAUUUAGCACCCUUGAAGCGAACUGCAGGACUGAAAAUGACGCAGUUCAGUUUAUAACAUGGACCUGUUUCUAACAGAUUUGUUAUAGUUUCUCAAUUUUAAUGGAAUUUUAUAGAACUUUUUAAUUUGUUUGUUUAUUUUUGCAUGCAUGUUGUUGCUGCCUGUGUUUAAUUGUGUCAUUUUUGUAACUUGUUGCUGCCUAUCGUCAGGUCUCCCUAAAAAAAGGUUUUUGUUUCAGUGGGAUCUACCUGGUUGAAUAGAAGUUCAAUUGCAAACAUUGUUUACUAUGAAAAGCCAUUAACUGUAGAUGUUUGUCACACAUAUGAUUCGAUGAAGGGACAGAUGAUUGAAGCCUGUAUGUAUUUGUAUGCUUUUUUUCUUUUUUUUAAGACACACCGAGCUUUUAGAUCACAGCAGAAAAAGUGGAAUCAAACAUGUAAAUAGUGGACAGGAAGUUGUGUCAUGAAGCUUUCUUUUCUGACUAGAUGCAAUAAAAUGUUUAAAUACUCGUA